Molecule: messenger RNA, 855 nt
Organism: Eruca vesicaria subsp. sativa (arugula)
Lineage: Eukaryota; Viridiplantae; Streptophyta; Magnoliopsida; Brassicales; Brassicaceae
Source: the annotation of a GenBank genome assembly
AUGGCAAGGAUCUCUUUGUUGUUAUCUUUAGCCAUCUCUCUAGCCCUUAGCUCAUUGUUCCUUUCCGUUGAUAGUUAUGAACCUCCGUCACCAUUAUUUCCAAAAACCGUAUCCGAACUCCAGACCUUACCCUUUGCCAAAAUCACUGAGAUCAUAAACCAUAAAGAAAAGUUUGCCCCAAAAACUGCCAAAAUUAAGGCAAUGUUCACAAUGUGCAAAGGCUAUGUCAAGUACCUUGAGAACCUCUACAAAUUUGGGAAGCCCAUCGUAGAUGUUUCUGGAAUUCUCAAGAACAAAUAUGCCCUAACAACGAAAGCUAUUCUUGCGGUGGAAGCUAGUAUUAGCGGUAAAGUCGAUAAGAAAACUUCCUUGAAGCUAAAGGAAAGCUGUGUUGGUUUUAUAAAGAGGCUUCGUCAUAUUCAAAAUGCAAUCUCAAAGAUCUCAGCCAAACAUAAUUACAAGGCUGAUGCUAACAUCAGCUUACGUGAAUCGAAUAAGAUUGGCGAUGCUAUACUAUAUUUCAGGAGUUCAAUCACUGAUUUCAUGGAUCUAGUUAACGAUUUUGAGGAACAGAAGGUGAAGAAAGUUGCUCAUCAUGCAAGAGCACUUGAAGAAGGAAGAGAAUUAGCCGAAGAAAAAGCAGGGAACAACACCACUGGAAAAGUCAACGGUUCGUACCAAAGUAAGUACGACAAGUAUUUCCAAUUCUUUGGUUCUUUCCUCGAAGGUAAGAAACACGGAAGAGAGUUAACCGAAGAACAAACCGGUGGAGAAAUCAACACCUUAUCAUGGAAGAAAACUACUAGAAAAUCAAGCAGGAGUCAAUGCCGGAGCUAUGAGCAGUGGGGAAUUUAA